AUGGUGCUGCUGGAUGGAGCCUGGGAGCCGACGCUGGCGAGGCAGGCGUCGAAGCUAGACCAGCCGACCAGCAUCCACCACUGGCAGCUGCGGGACCUGGUUUCCUGCGAUGACGCGGGGUCGAUUUACUCCGUGUACAAGAACACCACGGUUCGGUGCAGCAUAGCGACGGGCAAGUCUUCUAUCGUGCAAACCUUGCGCUUCAAUCCCAAUUGCAUGACUGUCGACCACGGGUACAUUGCCGCUGGGGGGCCAAGCAGCCAGAUUGACAUCAAGAAGGUGAAGGAUGAAGAGGAUGUGUACAGUGGACAGGUUGGAGGCAUCAUCAACAACUCCCUGAGGAUUGCAGAGGGACCAAUAGGUCUUUUGCUCUUUGUGUGCAACAAUGAUGAAACCAUCAAGGUCUUCUCACUGCCAUCCAUGGACCAAUAUGCAACUCUUGAGUUCCAAGAGUCGAUGAACUACUCAGCUGUGAGUCAUGACUGCCACUGGCUAGUUGGCGUUGGAGACAGCCCUGCUGUGUAUCUGUAUGAGGCAACAGCCACAGGCUACAGACGAACGCAGGAGUUGAAAGAGUACAGUGAUGUGGGCAUGUGCUGCGCUUGGGACUCAAAGGGGGUCCGUUUUGCAGCUGCAAGUCAGGAUGGCACAACGUGCGUGUGGGACAGACGCACAAGCAAGCCAGUGGUUCGGUUCAAGUGCAGUGCCCCCUGCCGCAGUGUCAAAUUCAGCACUGCACCAAUGGACCUGAUGAUGUUUGCUGAGGAAACAAAUGUUGUGCAUCUUGUGGACAUCCGGAAGUGGAAUCAGCAGCAACUGCUGAGGAUGCAGGGCAAUUCCGAGGCAGAGAUCUCAGGGGUGUGCUUCCUGCCAGACGCUACAAAACUCUUUGUGGGGCUGAAGGAUGCAAUCAUGGUGUAUGACGUCGACACUGUGGCUCGGAGACGAUUUUCUGAGGGUUCUUUAAUAUAG
Ostreobium quekettii is the source of this 972-nucleotide messenger RNA. Lineage: Eukaryota; Viridiplantae; Chlorophyta; Ulvophyceae; Bryopsidales; Ostreobiaceae. The record is from the annotation of a GenBank genome assembly.